This is a messenger RNA of Exophiala spinifera, 519 nucleotides long. RefSeq lists its product as uncharacterized. Gene Ontology annotation, molecular function: peptidase inhibitor activity; phospholipid binding. The coding region runs from base 1 to 519 and encodes 172 amino acids. Gene Ontology annotation, biological process: regulation of Ras protein signal transduction; regulation of proteolysis. The record is from RefSeq and is a predicted model, not a curated record. The transcript has 2 exons. Lineage: Eukaryota; Fungi; Ascomycota; Eurotiomycetes; Chaetothyriales; Herpotrichiellaceae.
AUGCCAGAUCAUCCAGUCCACCAGGCAGUGUUGUCGCUGGUCAAAGAUGAUUCCAAAGUCUUGCAUUUGGCCUUUGGAAGCCGCAAAGUCCUGAACGGCGAAAACGUCCCCAAAGGAGACGCAAAGGAAGCCCCGACGCUCACCUGGGCCCGGGCGCCGUCCGACCAGAAAUUCGUCGUCGUCUGUCUCGACCUCGACGCACCGUUCCCCUCCUUCGCGGUUCUGGGACCCACCCUGCACUGGCUCCAGGCAGGCUUCACGCUCGACGCCGCGACCGGCCACCUGACGUCGCCAGAUGCCGCCAUCGCCUUCUACGCCGGCCCAGGUCCACCGCCCGCCAGCGGCCCACACCGAUACGUGUUCACCCUGCACGAGCAGCCCGCCGACUUUGACGCGAGGUCGUUCACCAAGACCCGGGGGUACGGAAUCAGGGACCGAAUGAGAUAUGAUUUUGCAAGGUUUGAGAGGGACGCGAAGCUGGGGCCGCCGGUCGCAGGAACAUAUUUCUCGAGUCGCUAG